Messenger RNA from Anastrepha obliqua, 606 nucleotides. RefSeq lists its product as uncharacterized. The transcript has a single exon. Bases 1 to 606 code for a protein of 201 amino acids. NCBI's taxonomy places the organism in Eukaryota, Metazoa, Arthropoda, Insecta, Diptera, Tephritidae. The record is from RefSeq and is a predicted model, not a curated record.
AUGAUCGUCGAAUACCUCAUGGCAAACCCACGACAAGUACCUCUUUUCGACUCGGGAGACAUCUACCGUGGCUGUAGGGUGAUUAAGAGCGCCGAUGAGUUCUCCAGAGGUUUUCUGGAGAAGUUCAUUGCUGAAGUCAGCAAUGCCUGGGAGGGUCUCUCACUUAAGCUCAUCCCAGCUUCGGUGAUCCCCAAAAGACCCAGAGCCCGCAUUUGGCUACCGAAGGCCAAUUUGGAGGGUCCAAAGAUCCUCCACGGCUUCAAGCUUCAAAACCCUAAGAUUCCAAUGAACAACUGGUCUAUGAUCAAGAUGGAGGAACCUCAGAAAACCAGCUCCAAGCUGCUAAUUUCUGAAGAGUUCCUGAAGGUACUUGAGGAAAAGAAGCACAAACUGCGUUUUGGCCACACGACGGCCACACUUAAGGUCUUCCCCGCGUUUGGUGCUCCGGAUGGCGAGCUGGACGGAAUAGAGGACGUAGCAAAUCAGUUCGGUGAGCUUUGGCCGUCUCCGACGGGCGCGGUACCCAAAGCCAAGAGCUCCAUGAAAUCCUCGGGGCUCGGUCAUAAAGCAGGCUUAGGUGAGCAUCCUUUAACGAAGAAAUGUUAA